This is a messenger RNA of Nezara viridula (southern green stink bug), 312 nucleotides long. NCBI's taxonomy places the organism in Eukaryota, Metazoa, Arthropoda, Insecta, Hemiptera, Pentatomidae. The record is from the annotation of a GenBank genome assembly.
AUGAAAGCAACAUGGCGGAAGUCGUGCUCAUGCUUUUCCGGUCCUAUCUCGAUGGCUGGGUGCCCCAGAAGCCCCAAGUACCGCCUCACACGACACUUCCGUUCAGCGACUCCUUCCUACUUCCGAUAUACUCGGCAGGUUUAUGGAUCCGCGGAUAUUUUGGUCGGAGCCUCACGACGAGAAACCGACCUUGGACGAACUACGGCGAGGAGGGGAAUUGCCAGCUGUUGGUAUCGACCUCCUCCAGUCGGGGAAGUAGGCGAGUCUCUCGGCUCAGUUUGUUUACUGCCGUCCCAGCUCUCGGUACAAUAA